Dioszegia hungarica is the source of this 645-nucleotide messenger RNA. RefSeq lists its product as uncharacterized. Lineage: Eukaryota; Fungi; Basidiomycota; Tremellomycetes; Tremellales; Bulleribasidiaceae. Bases 1 to 645 code for a protein of 214 amino acids. The transcript has 4 exons. The record is from RefSeq and is a predicted model, not a curated record.
AUGUUCGGCCUCGACGAAACCUUCUUGGCGCUUCGCUCAACCCUGCGAUCCGUCACGAUCUGCUCGCUGCUCAUCUUCGCCCACGUCAUACUGGUCACCAUGGCCGUCGCCCCGCGCGAGCUGUUCGAAGCGUACCCCGAGCUGUCGCGCGCAGUCAAGCUCCUUUCGGGCAUGACCUUCCUCACCCUCCUCUGGAAGGUCUUCAUCCUCUUCGAAUUGGCGGAUCUGGCGCCUGCUCCGUAUGCAGCACGAGCGGAGGCAGUGGACGAGAAGGCGGGGCUUGAGGUGGAGGCAGACAUUGUGGAUGAUGAUGCAAAGGCGGCGGAAGGAGGGCACGUCUAUACCAGGACAGGGUCGGAGGUGGUGAUGGGGACGCUGGCGCUGGCUGGGUGGGCGUACUGCGUUCCAUCAGCAAUGACAAUCUUCCAGAUCCUGUCCGCUCGGCUCGUCAAAGAGCUUGUCCUCCUGCCCAUCUCAUAUGGCCUCGCCGUCUCAUCCCUCGCGAUCAGUCAGAUCCUACUUCUCGCUCAGCUCUACCGCCUUCGUCAUACCCGAGCGGCAGGCACCAAGCUCUGGACGGCGCGGACGGGGCACUGGGACGUACGGGUCAAGCUGGGGCGUGAGCGGGCGGGGGAGAUGGCGUGA